Messenger RNA from Exophiala mesophila, 1956 nucleotides. RefSeq lists its product as uncharacterized. The record is from RefSeq and is a predicted model, not a curated record. The coding region runs from base 1 to 1956 and encodes 651 amino acids. NCBI's taxonomy places the organism in Eukaryota, Fungi, Ascomycota, Eurotiomycetes, Chaetothyriales, Herpotrichiellaceae. Gene Ontology annotation, molecular function: long-chain fatty acid transmembrane transporter activity; long-chain fatty acid-CoA ligase activity. The transcript has 2 exons.
AUGGCAGAGAAUAGUCUUGCAAAAGGGGUGGCGAAUUUGGCCUAUGCCACCGCCGCCGGUCUCGCUGGCUACGCGUAUCUGGAUGCCAAAUUGGGGAUUGGGGCGGACAUGAAGCAGCUGCGACACGAACGCAGCUGGCGACGGCGACUGGAUCAAAGAAUCAAGGACUUGGGAGGCGACUGCAGCCUCUACCGGAUAUUUAACUGUGCAGAUCAAGGAGCAGAGGCGCUGUGGUUUGAAAAUCAGUCCUGGACCUACAAACAAUUGAAGAGUGAUGCAGAUCGCCUGGCCACGAUUCUGUGCCGACACGGCAUCAGGCCCGGCCAGUGCGUGGCGGUUUUCUCAACAAACUCGCCCGAGAUGAUCAUCGCUUGUCUCGCCCUGUCCAAACUUGGGAGCGUUAUGGCAUUAAUCAACACCAAUCUGCGAGAUGCCACGCUGCAGCAUUGUCUCAGCGUGGCCAACGCAGAUUUCAUCAUUGCAACCCCUGACCUGGCGCCCUUUUCUCCUCCCGGAGUCCGCCAACUGAUCCUAGAUCUUUAUUCAUUCGUCAAGAUGGGCUCAGCAACCAGUCACCGAGAUGGACACGACGAACGUGACAGGGCCGUGACCCGAUUGACGUUAGACGAGCUACAUCGAACCGAAGCAAGUAUCACGACGAGAGAACAACGACUCGCCGACGUGGUCGUAUUAAUUUACACAUCCGGUACGACAGGCAAGCCCAAGGCGUGUGCGAUCCGCAACAUGCAGGUCAUGGCCACCUCAAACCCGUUGACAGCCGAUGCGGAGGAUCCUGAAACCUACUAUCCGCUACGCACAUAUUCACCGCUGCCCCUGUUCCACGGCACGGCAUUCUUCACAGGCUUGGCAUACGUGGUCGGCUGCUCGGGCACGUUGUGCCUGCGACGCAAGUUCUCAGUGACGCAUUUCUGGGAGGACAUGGUCCUGGCGAAGGCGAACCGAAUGCUAUACAUUGGCGAGCUCUGCCGGUAUCUGAUGGGUGCGCCGGCGUCCCAGUACGAUAGAUCGCAUGGGUGCCUCGUGGCUCACGGGAACGGAAUGAGAAAAGACAUCUGGCAGCCGUUCAUGGAGAGGUUCGGCAUCCCAGAGAUUCGCGAGUUUUACAGGUCGACGGAGGGACUGGCCAAGUUUGACAACUAUGGCCGCGGAGUCGUGGGGGCUGGCAAGAUAGGAUUUUCAGGGGUCCUGGGGAGGUUCUUCCAAAACCAGACGUUCCUGAUUAAAGUCGACCCAGACACCCAAGAGCCUGUUCGAGACGCUCGCACCGGCUUCUGCCAAAAGGCCAGCUUGGGCGAGCCUGGGGAGGCCAUUGGCCGGUGCACGGACCGAAGCUUGCUUACUGAAUACCUUGGAAAUCCCGAGGCCACCGAGGCCAAGAUGCUGGCCGACGUGUUUCAGAAGGGGGAUCUGUUCCAACGCAUGGGAGACAUGUUAAUCCAGGAGAGGUCUGGCUGGGUUCAGUUCUCCGACCGCAUGGGCGAUACAUUUCGUUGGAAGGGCGAAAAUGUCAGCACCACUGAAGUUAGAGACUUUAUCUGUGGGUCGGAAGACGUCGAAGACGCUGUGGUGUAUGGUGUCAAACUAGACAAGUUGAGUGGUUUGGCCCCGUUGUGGUACGAUGGUCAAGUUGGCGGCGCGGCAAUAGCACUGAAGGCCCACGACGCCGCAGCUGAACAGCGUUUCAUGGCCAAACUCAGAAUAUAUCUCCGUGACAGCGGGCUUCCAGACUACGCGGUGCCGCGGUUGGUGCGCAUCACGACCAGCAUUGGGGCCGGAGACACAUACAAACAAGCAAAGAAGGAUUUCGUGGGACGUAGUUGGCUACCUCGGGAGAACAUCCACGGUGAUAAUUUGUAUAUUUUACGGAGGUCAUUGUUUCAUCCGUUGACUGAUUCACUGUGGGAAGAGGUUCAACAGGGUAAAGCCAUGUUAUAG